Messenger RNA from Perca fluviatilis (European perch), 2673 nucleotides. RefSeq names its product choline transporter-like protein 1. The coding region runs from base 237 to 2192 and encodes 651 amino acids. Lineage: Eukaryota; Metazoa; Chordata; Actinopteri; Perciformes; Percidae. The record is from RefSeq and is a predicted model, not a curated record. Gene Ontology annotation, molecular function: transmembrane transporter activity. Gene Ontology annotation, biological process: transmembrane transport. Gene Ontology annotation, cellular component: membrane. The transcript has 16 exons.
GAAAUUUGGCUUCUUCCGCGUUUGUUUACCUGCACGUCGGGAGUUUCACCCUCAUGGGCGUUUGUUUCUGAAUUGAACAGGUCACAAAAUAACAACGUUUUAUAUUUGUGUCCUUGUCUGAAUUAUAGGUAGAAAGAGAAGCGAAAGCGAGAGGGAAAUGCACUGAGAAAGUUUAACCGCAAAAAAGGCAGUUUUAAAAGUUUUGUUUUCGUUAAAGUUAGCUGAAGUGGUUCACAAUGGGAUGUUGUAACAGCACCGAGGGCAAACGUGAUUGGAAACCACUGGAGCAGCGCAGCUGCACGGACAUCCCAUGGCUCAUCAUAUUCACAUUGUUUUGUAUUGGGAUGGUGUGUAUAUGUGCCUUUCCCAUCGCCACAGGAGCUGCCUCCAGGCUUAUCUCAGGAUAUGACAGUUAUGGCAACACCUGUGGCAAGAAUAACCCCAAGAUCGAGGGAGUACCCCUCAGUGGCCAGGACAUGACAGAAAAAAAGUAUGUUUUCUUUCUAGACCCUUGCAACCUUGAUUUAAUCAACAGGAAGAUCAAGUCGAUUGCUCUGUGUGUCUCCAAAUGUCCUGCUGCUGAACUGAAAGAUUACAGCGAUUUAAAGCAGUUUGCUCUGAAUAAUGGAUCUCAACUCUGCUCCUAUGAUAUUUCUCCUACAAGAUACACAAGCUCUUCAGACAGAUUCACUAAAUGUCCCAAACUCCCUGUUCCACCAAGUAAACCUGUCCCACUGUUACACCGCUGUAUUCCUGUGGAUAUCGGAUGCUAUGCAGAAUUCGCCCAGGCAUUCAUCACAUUUGUCAGUGACAACACUGUGCUGCGCCGGGUCAUUGCUGGGGUGAUGGCCAGCAAGGAGAUCAUCAUGGGCCUUUGUUUGCUGGCUUUAGUCCUGUCCCUGAUCAUGAUGGUUGUCAUUCGUUACAUCUCCAAAGUGCUGGUGUGGAUUCUAACGAUUCUGGUAAUCAUUGGCUCUAUAGGUGGGACAGGCGUCCUCUGGUGGCUCUAUGCGGACCACAGGAGAGCCCUUGAUAAUAACACCUUAUCAGUAUUUGGAAAAGAAGUUGCCUCAGACAAUGUAAAGGCCCUGCUUGUGUAUGCAAUUGGUGCAACAAUUUUCACGGUAGUUCUCCUGCUGGUGAUGUUCUUCAUGAGGAAGCGUGUGGCUCUCACCAUCUCCCUGUUCCACGUGGCUGGUAAAGUGUUUAUCCACCUUCCCCUGCUGGCUCUGCAGCCUUUCUGGACCUUCCUUUGCCUCAUGCUCUUCUGGGUCUACUGGAUCGCUGUGCUUCUCUCUCUCGGGACUUCAGGCACACCAGUAAAGAACAACUCUACAGGCGUGGUUGAAUAUCAAAUGCAAGGGCCUCUGCAGUACUUGGUGUGGUAUCACGCUGUGGGUCUCAUCUGGAUCAGUGAGUUCAUACUUGCCUUCCAGCAAAUGACCAUCGCCGGAGCUGUGGUCACUUACUACUUCACAAGGAAUAAGUCCCAGUUGCCAGCAACUCCCAUCCUCUCCUCCAUGGUACGUACCAUCCGCUACCAUCUGGGUACUCUGGCCAAAGGCUCCUUCAUCAUCACGCUUGUUAAGAUCCCUCGUCUCAUCCUAAUGUACAUCCACAGCCAGCUCAAAGGAAAGGAAAACGCCUGUGCUCGCUGCAUGCUGAAAGCUUGCGUCUGCUGUCUGUGGUGUCUUGAGAAGUGCCUUUCAUACUUAAAUCAAAAUGCUUACACUGCGACAGCCAUCAACAGCACCAGUUUCUGCACCUCUGCCCGGGACGCGUUCCUUAUCUUGGUGGAGAAUGCUCUCCGAGUGGCCGCCAUCAACACUGUGGGCGACUUUGUCCUCUUCUUGGGAAAGGUGCUUGUUGUCUCCUGUACAGCUUUCGCCGGCGUCCUGGCUCUGAACUACCAGAGGGAAUACACCGUGUGGGUCCUGCCUCUUCUCAUCGUCUGUCUGUUUGCCUUCCUGGUGGCUCACUGCUUCCUUUCUGUCUUUGAGAAUGUGGUGGACGUUCUCUUCCUCUGCUUUGCUGUGGACACAAAGUACAAUGAUGGCAGCUCUGGGCGCGAGUACUACAUGGACAAGGCCUUAAUGGAAUAUGUUGAGAACACUAAGAAAGGUUUGUACAAGCCUGGUGAUGGAGAUGGACGGGAGAUGAAGUCCAUGUCACGUGGAGGGACUUCUGCUUGACCAAGCGCCAGAAAGACAACCAAAACCACUAAAAAUACACCAAAGCCUAACUCGUAGUUUACUAGCGUUUCACUCCAGGGACAUCAGUAAGAUGACUAACUCUGUAUACAGAAGCUACACAGCAUUUCAGCAAAAGAUGCAAUGGGUUUUAAUUUUUAAUUUUUGAGUAGGUAGGGAGUGCGUAUUUAAAGUUUGACACUAAUAGCUAUAGUAUGUCAAAAGAUUAUUUGGGAGUGUUUUGUUAAUAAUUUUUUUUCUUACUGUAUAACUGAGUUUUCUUUUUUAUUCCAUUUUAAAUAACAUGAGCGAUUUAACAUGGUUUAACAUGUGUGGUUUUACUUGUAUAAUUAUUGUUAGCUGUAGUUUGGUUCGGUGUACAUUUUUGAAUGGAUAGCUAACUGUGUUUUGUCAAAGGCUGUUCACGUUUUAUUACUUCUAAAAUUUUAUACUUAAAGAAAUUAAAACACAAAGUUGUAUUGUU